This is a messenger RNA of Phyllostomus discolor (pale spear-nosed bat), 429 nucleotides long. It is a transcript of the gene CST8, whose product is annotated as cystatin 8. The record is from RefSeq and is a predicted model, not a curated record. The coding region runs from base 1 to 429 and encodes 142 amino acids. Gene Ontology annotation, cellular component: cell surface; extracellular region; cytoplasm. The transcript is spliced from 3 exons. Gene Ontology annotation, molecular function: cysteine-type endopeptidase inhibitor activity. Lineage: Eukaryota; Metazoa; Chordata; Mammalia; Chiroptera; Phyllostomidae.
AUGACAAGACUCUGGGGGUCCUGCAUGCUUCUGCUCACCCUUCUGGUGGCCCUGGUGGCCAGCACAGACCCAGACAAAAAUAAGAUCAAGCUCUUAAGGGAAUUAAAAGUUAUCGAUGCCUCAAAUGCCAAUGUGAAGCAGUGUCUGUGGUUUGCCAUGCAAGAGUACAACAAAGAGAUUGAAGAUAAAUACAUUUUCCAGGUGGUCAAGAUAGUGAGAGUCCAGCUUCAGGUCACUGACCAUUUGGAAUACUUUAUUGAUGUUGAAAUAGCCCGCAGCAGUUGCAGAAAGCUUUCAAAUAAUAGUGAAAACUGUGUCAUUCAAGAAAACUCCAAACUGGAAAAGAAAGUAAUGUGCAGAUUUUUGGUUGGAGCACUCCCUUGGAAUGGAGAUUUCACUGUGAUGAAAAUGCAGUGCACAGAUACCUAA